CCUCCCUGGGAAGAGGCGCAUUCUUCUCUCUGCUCUCUGAGCUUUCUGUUGCUUCCCUGCCCAUCUGUGCUCUCAGCAGCACCAGCAAAGUUGGCCUCAAACUUGAACAAAGCUGCAGGCUCCAGCGUCUUUCUGGGAGCUCCGCGGGGGCAGCAGGCAGGCCCCAGCCUCUGAACUCAGCUGGCUUGAGAAGCCCAGCCCAACCCUUCCAGCACCCAGCCGGCCCUCCGUCCCCCGAAGGACGCCCCCGACCUGGAGGCUCUCAGUCUGGGCUGGGGAAUGGUGCGCUGAGGUCCCUCCAGAGCCCCUUGUCCCAGCCUGGAGCUGCAGCCACGCAAGGCCCAGGCCCCCAUGGCCAACCCGGUGCAGUCUGACUUUCCUUCAGCACAGGAGCCAGGUUCCACCGCACCCCUGGACCUGCUGGAGAUGGAUAAACUCCUCACCAAGGCAGAGAACAAGGAUGACAAGACUCUGAAUCUGUCCAAGACCCUCUUGGGGCCUCCGGAUCUGGAGCAGAAUGGCCAUGGCUUGCCCUUCAAGGCCAUCUCCGAGGGGCACCUGGAGGCCCCACUGCCUCGGUCCCCCUCCUGUGCCAGCUCAAGGAGGGCAUCCUCCAUCGCCACCGCCUCCUAUGCCCAAGACCAAGAAGCCCCCCGAGAUUACCUCAUCCUGGCCGUCGUCGCCUGCUUCUGCCCCGUCUGGCCCCUCAACCUCAUCCCCCUCAUCAUUUCCAUCAUGGAGCUGUCCUCUGAGAAAGCUCCUAUUUCUUCGGACAACUCUGUCUACUUCAGUGAGGCUCGGUCUCCCACGAGGGAAGCCUUCCCCAUCCCACCAAAGCCAGUACUACCUUUCAGGACAUCAGGGGCGCUGGCGGCUUUCCUGAGUCCGAGGGACUUGGCAUGGGCUCUGGAAGCAGGGCCGGGCAGGGGCCUCUCGGGCAGCUCUCUGUGA
Nomascus leucogenys (northern white-cheeked gibbon) is the source of this 951-nucleotide messenger RNA. RefSeq names its product trafficking regulator of GLUT4 (SLC2A4) 1 (gene TRARG1). Bases 352 to 951 code for a protein of 199 amino acids. The record is from RefSeq and is a predicted model, not a curated record. Gene Ontology annotation, cellular component: membrane. The transcript is spliced from 2 exons. Lineage: Eukaryota; Metazoa; Chordata; Mammalia; Primates; Hylobatidae.